Molecule: messenger RNA, 1589 nt
Organism: Dreissena polymorpha
Lineage: Eukaryota; Metazoa; Mollusca; Bivalvia; Myida; Dreissenidae
Exons: 6
Coding region: 126-1589 (487 amino acids)
Source: RefSeq, a predicted model, not a curated record
UUAACCUCCUGGAUUUCUUAUCGCCCGCGUAGUGUACCCAGUUACUGCGAUCUGCCGGCAAUGCCUUUUAGUUAACAUUUAACCUCUGAUUGAGAAGAAAUGUCUUGAUCGUAGAAAACAUAGAGAUGGAUUGCCACAAAAUUAGAUUGUGGAUUUAUAUUUUAUUUGUUUGCAAUGUGUGGGCAAAUGUACAAGAUGCCACCAUAUCUUCGCCGGGAAAGUCAUCAGAAGCUGUUCCACAAACAUCGCCAGGAACAGCAACAACAAACUUAACAACACUGAACACAACAAUAUCAACACAAGGUUCGACAACACCAAAAUCAAAUGUUUCAACAACGGCCUCAUCAUCAGCGAAGGUAUUCAAUGAAACCACAACUGAAGCAGCAACAACAACAAAGGCGAGGACAACAACACCGUCAACGACAACCCCGACCAUUUCGACAACAUCAACAACCGUAACGACAACAAUAAAACCGACAACAACACGAUUAGCACCCACACCAACAACACUAUCCGCCUUGACAACAAAUACAAAACCGAUAUCAACAACAACAGUUCCGGCGAAGGUAUUCAAUGAAACCACAACUGAAGCAGCAACAACAACAAAGGCGAGGACAACAACACCGUCAACGACAACCCCGACCAUUUCGACAACAUCAACAACCGUAACAACAGCAACAAAACCGACAACAACACCAUUAGCACCCAAACCAGCAACCCUAUCCGCCUUGACAACAGCAACAAAACCGAUAUCAACAACAACAGUUCCGGCUUGCCCAGACCUCAACAACACACGCACACAGACGAGCAACUGGCACUUUGAUACACAAGCGGUGGGUCAUAACACAAACGUGACACUUACGUGUUCCGCGGGGUACUGGUGGCAACCUCCGUCACUCAGCGGCCACCCCAACACAACCAAAACAGUGAAUUGCGGAUCGGACGGGAACUGGACACCUACCCUUAAAGACUGUGUUCCGAUAAAUAAAGAUAAAACAAAAACCAGAAUCGUGUUUGAUGCUGCAGCAAAAUUUGAAGACGUAUCACUAAAUGAUAAAACACACCAAGGCCCAAAGCAACAGCGCGAUCUGUUUGACGUUUUGCUUAGAUUAAGAAAGCAUCCCGUUGCAGUAGUUUGCGACAUAGCCGAGAUGUAUCUCAGAAUAGGCAUCGAUCACGAGGACAAGCCAUAUCACAGAUUCCUAUGGAAGGGAAUGUAUCAUAACUGUUGUCCCGAUAUCUACAAAUUUGAUAGAGUCGUGUUCGGUGUAAAUUCAUCACCAUUCCAAGCAGAGUAUGUCUUACAGCAACGCGCGAGGGAAAAUCUCAGCGCAUUUCCAUUAGCUGCUGAAAACCACUCUCUAACCAAUUCAACACGAGAGCGGUUUCAUCCUGAGAGAGACAUCAAGAUUGGCGAAGUCGUUCUUAUCAUUACUCCGGAAACGACGAGGGGAAACUGGCCACUAAGACGGAUACUCGAGGAUUAUCCAGGACAAGAUGGUCGAGUGAGAGUCGUAAAAAUUCAGGUUGGAAGCAGCAAAAUGACGAGAUCGGUGACAAAGCUAUGCCCGUUAGAAUUAAACAAUUAA